Messenger RNA from Anopheles cruzii, 3571 nucleotides. RefSeq names its product PDF receptor (gene Pdfr). Lineage: Eukaryota; Metazoa; Arthropoda; Insecta; Diptera; Culicidae. Gene Ontology annotation, molecular function: G protein-coupled peptide receptor activity. Bases 1010 to 2635 code for a protein of 541 amino acids. Gene Ontology annotation, cellular component: plasma membrane. The record is from RefSeq and is a predicted model, not a curated record. The transcript is spliced from 11 exons. Gene Ontology annotation, biological process: adenylate cyclase-modulating G protein-coupled receptor signaling pathway; cell surface receptor signaling pathway.
CGGUUCCAGCCUCAGUUCGCCACGGUACAGGAUCAGUCGGUGGCACAGGGUGUGGGUGCAGUGUAGUGCCAAAUCCCGGGCAGUCGCCGAAGUGUCACAUCCGUGCCGAACACGUGCUUGCACUGAUAACGGACGUCGGUGGGGCAAUCUUUUUGACCGGUCCAUGUCCCAGUCUUUCGUCGAACGGCUCGGACUCAAAUAUUCGCCAAACAGCUCCAUGGUGCGCCAUGUUGCAAUUACUUUUGCACGAGGUGACCGUUUGAAAUUCAACACCUGCCGUCACCGCGCGUAAUUGUAACGAUUCCUUGGGCUCCGGGUGCGCUCGGAAGUGUCCAAGCAGCCCACAGUGUAGGACGAUCGUGAGUCGAAUCUGCAUCUGCUCUGGGGGCCGGAAGUGCAAUCAAUCGAAAACCCGCGGGGUAGAAAAAAAUUAAGUGAAAAAGGCCCGGCCCAGUGGCCAAUCAAUAGUAGAUCACCUCUCGGCGAGUGGCCAAACUGCACGUGCAUCCGUGCACCGGAGGACCGCCCCCGCCCCGGAGAGAGUUUCGUUUGGUGUAACUUGGUGCUCCAUACGGAACCGGCGAAAUGGUGAAACGUGGCAGUGAGUGAAGCGAGCGCCUCUCCAGCGCCCAAGCAGCGAUUCCAGGAAACGUCAGCAACAUUCUCCCAAAAUCCGUCCUCCCCUCGAGGGCCCUAGUGGCCAGCAGCGCUCCUGUAGGCGAAGUUGACUGAUCCCAAAAGCUUCCACUGCUGUUACCUAUUGGCAGAGUUCCUCGGCGAAUAUGGGCCACUGCUUGGAGUAGCGUAAAAUUGGAAAAUUCUUUCGGCCGAAACCAGAAAAGCAUACCAGGACUCCAAUUCUGGCGACGGUCACGUUACGGUCACCGCACACCGGUCACUGCACGGCACACAGCAGGACGCGUAAGUAACGUGCCGCAAAACCCGUGGCCGGUUUCGUCGUUCGAAGCGAAGCGCCGGUGCCCAGCUCCGCCCGGAGAUAUGGUCCGUCAUGGUGUCAACAAUUGGUGGCCCAUCUACUGUCGCUGCUGCUGCUGGCGCUGCUGCUACUGCUGCGGCCGUUACGGCGAUCUCCAGCAGCACCGAUGCAACGCAGCUGUUCAUCAACACAACGCUUGACUCAUGUGCCCUUAAGUAUGAAGAGUUCGUUAUACCAACCACAGUUCCUUACUGCAACUGGACGUGGGAUAGCAUUCUGUGCUGGCCACCAACGCCGGCCAAUUUGACAAUAAGACAGCGAUGCCCUCCAGCACACGGAAUCGAUACCUCAAAGUUCGCCGAGCGACGAUGCAGUGCCGAGGGCCAGUGGGAAGGCAGACCGGGCACCCCAGCGACCCUUUCCGGAUGGACCAACUAUACGCCCUGUUACAGCCCGGAAGUUAUACAACUGUUUAGAAAACUUUACGCCGGCGGCAGCGACGACGAAGCGAAUGUUAAAAUUGACAUUGCCGAGCGGACGCGUACGCUGGAGACCGUAGGAUUUAGUCUUUCCCUCGCAGCACUGAUUAUUUCCUUGAUAAUAUUCUGCAAAUUCCGCGGGCUGCGAAACAACCGCACGAGAAUACACAAAAAUCUGUUCGUCGCCAUGGUGAUACAAGUGGUGAUCCGACUAACGCUAUACAUCGACCAAGCGAUCAUACGUAGUGGCGUCAAAAAGUUUGGCAACGAAAGUUCGCGACAAGGAAUCGACAACACGCCAUUUUUGUGUGAAGCAUCGUACGUACUGCUAGAGUACGCCAGGACCUGCAUGUUCAUGUGGAUGUUUAUAGAAGGAUUAUAUUUACACAACGUGGUCACGGUUACAGUAUUCCAAGGGAGGUUUCCCCACACGAUUUAUGCUGCCGUCGGCUGGGGCGGACCGAUAGUGCUGACGGUCGUCUGGGCCAUCACGACCGCGCAGUACAUCCGGCAGCAGAAAUGCUGGUGGGGAUACAACCUGACGCCUUAUUACUGGAUUCUGGAAGGUCCAAGACUAGCAGUAGUCGUGUUGAAUUUCAUAUUUUUACUUAACAUUAUAAGAGUACUGAUCGUAAAGUUACGCCAAAGUCACACCAGCGAUGUGGAGCAGGUUCGCAAAGCGGUCCGGGCGGCAGUCGUGCUCGUGCCACUGCUGGGUAUCACCAACAUACUCAACAUGACGCAGGCCCCUCUGGACAAAACGGCCCUGGAGUUUGCCAUCUGGUCGUACGUGACCCAUUUUCUCACCUCGUUCCAAGGAUUCUUCAUAGCGCUGCUGUACUGCUUCCUCAACGGUGAGGUGCGUACGGCACUCAUGAAGAGCAUAAGCGUUUACCUUUCGCUCCGCGGUCAUCACGAUUGGGCAGUGCGUAGACAGUCGCUCUUCUCGGCCGGCUAUCCGACGGCUCCCGUCGUUGAUGCACCACAACACACGGUAGACACCAAUCGAACCGCCGCCGCCCGAAACGCCACGGAUAACCUGCUGGCGACCGGUGGCAACAACAAGCACACCGCCAACGGAGGUUCAACCAGCAACGGUGGCAACUGCAGCGGUGGUAACGGCUGGUUUAGCCGUUGGUUUUUAGUACAAAAAAAUGUCAAUCCGGCCGCCCCGGAACCGGCGCCACCCGAGUCAGUGGUUUUCGAUAUUUCCGAUUAACGUCAUCCGUUCUUCUGUUCCGUUCUGUUUCUUUUCGUGUCACACUUUAUCGUUUCCUGUAAGUUCGGCCCGAUCCGGUGUCUAUUCAUCGCAAGUUGUGUACUGGUUUGUGUUGUUUCACAGCUACAUCAUCAUCAUCAUCAUCUCACUAGACUCGAAACACUGUUGUUGCCAGUGUGGUACGCUAAGAAGCACGCACACCGGAGGGUUAAACUAGCUUUUUUUGUCUCGAUUCCGUUGGCAGGACCAGCGUGUGAUGGCCUGUUCCGGUGUAACGGUGGAGCAUCACGCACGAUUAUCGAAGAGACUUUUCGUACAGCUUUACAUCAUCAUCAUAAUCACCAACCAGAGCAACUUUCAUGGGAGUGCGCACCAGAGAACGUAGUAUUUAGCGCUUCCGCCAUGAUGGACGAACCACGGGCCACAUACGCAGAGUAAUUUUACACAACGAUGCACCACGCGCGCUACCGUGCCCGCGGUACGGUAUCCGAUUUGUUCCGACAAGUCUGCUUUUUUAUUCGGUGCGCUGCGUGGAGCACAAAGGUGUCAGUAGUUAGUAAGAAAAUGAGCGAUUGUCUAAUCAUUGCGAUGCAUCCGACGAACGAAUCAAAUUAUGAUAUACAAAUUUGCCGGCGGAAAACGCUUUGUACGCGCCCUACUUGCUGCACUGCAUAAGUACAUAAUAUAUUUUUGCGAUUGCGUGUAACAGAAGGGCCUGCGAACCAAAUGUCGAUUGAUUUUUGUCGAUUUCAUAUCUGUCGUCGUGUCGGGUGAUAAGAGAGUAAAACUAUUCGCCGUACAACAAACCAGAGGCGCAACAAACACGGCGCACGAGAAUCCACACGGAUUUGGAGACGAUCUUUGAUUAAUUUAUAUUUAAGAGAAACUGUAAUUGAACGAAAUUUAAUGAAAUGUUAUGUCUGUUUUUAUACUGAA